This is a messenger RNA of Spinacia oleracea (spinach), 789 nucleotides long. RefSeq names its product protein FAR1-RELATED SEQUENCE 5-like. The transcript has 3 exons. Lineage: Eukaryota; Viridiplantae; Streptophyta; Magnoliopsida; Caryophyllales; Amaranthaceae. The coding region runs from base 1 to 789 and encodes 262 amino acids. The record is from RefSeq and is a predicted model, not a curated record.
AUGGCUAAUUCAAGCUCUAUGGAAUCGAAUGACGAUCAAGAAAAUAACAAUUACAGUGAUGUUGAAGAUCAAACUGAUAAUUUCGUUGACAAAAGUAAAGGAUUUCACGAGGCAGAAGAUUCUGAGCUAUUGUAUUCAAAGGUAAAGAGUGAACAGGAGGCCUACACGUUGUAUAAUGAUUAUGCGUUUAGGCAGGGGUUUGGAACUCGGAAGGCGGGUGCAAGGCUAGUAUUCAAUUUGAUGUCGAUAAAAAACGGGUCUCUUUAUUGUGUUACCAAGCACAAUAUGAUUCAUAAUCAUGGAAGAGUUCCAGUUAGCAAAAGACAUUUGAUAAGGUCUCAUAGGAAAGUAACGGAAGAACAAUUGGCUAUGCUUAGCUCCUUGAAAAAGUAUGGUGUCCCGAUUGCUGAUGUUGUACGGGUGUUCAAAAAUAAAGCCGGUGGGGAAGCCAACCUUGAGUUCCUUAAGAGGGAUGCAUAUGAUGCAUUAGCUGCUAAAAAAAGGGACGGUUGUGAUACAAAGCAGUUGAUAAAGUAUUUCAAGGACAGGCAAGCUAACGAGGUGGACUUCUAUUAUGAUUUUGAGUUUGAUGAUGAAGGCUAUCUUGAUUGUUUUUUCUUUCGAGACGGUAAAAUGAAGAUUGAUUAUGAUGUGUUUGGAGACCUUUUGGUGCACGACACGACAUAUCGUACCAAUAAAUAUGACAUGAUAUGUGGUCCUUUUGUUGGGAUGAACCAUCACAACAAGAAUGUUAUAUUUGCUAUUGGUUUUAUCGUGAAUGAGAAAUGA